AUGGAGCGAAAGAAGCCGGGGAAUCUUUCUUGCUGUUGGAGCUUUCUUCUCUCAUACUUCUGUUGCUGUAGUCUCACUGACUGUUACAAUUUGGACGUAGACCACCCCAUUAGUUUCAGUGGACCAAAUGGAUCUUUAUUUGGAUAUUCUGUAUUGUUACACAAGAACAAGAAAAACACAUGGUAAGUGAUUCAAACAUGGUUGUAGGCUUUAAAAAAAAACACUUUAUUCAUAGAACACUAUAACUGAAUAGGCUACACACAUUUAGGCUAUUAGUUGUUGAUGAAUUAACAAAGUGGGUAUUCAUCCCCAAAAUGUGUGAAAACUGUUAAUUAGGGAUUCUAUAAACAGAAGUACCUUUUGACACAAGAAACCACCAGAAACUGCACAUUAAGAGUAUCCAUGUUGCCUUUUGAGUUUUUCAGUGUGAAGGAUUUUUGUUGUUGUUGAUAUCCCACAGCUGUGGUAUUGAUGUUUAUAAAACUGUAAGGUUAGUGAUAAUAAUUUCCAUAUUGUCUGUUAUAGGUUAUUAGUCGGAGCUCCAGUUGCGAAUUCACCUUCCUACCCAGCCGUUAAAGAACCAGGAGCAAUUUAUAAGUGCAGCAUCUCGGACAAGAGAGAAUGUCAGCAAAUAUCAACAGGUUUGUAAUAUUGAUGUAUUGAAUAUAAACUCGACUUUACAAAGAAAACAAUUUGUGGGGCUUCCAAGUUAUUUGACCAACGUGGUUUUGGGGAUUUGUGAACUGACAUUGACACAUUUCCAUUGGAUUAUAAGAAAGCACGUUUGUCAAAUAACCAGAACCACUUCAUUUUUAACAUGGAGGCCCCAAAGAUUGUUUUCAAAGGGUUUAUAUAGCAUUAUUAAAGGUCAUUGCCACCUCUCAAUUCUCUCUCUCUCUCUCUCUCUCUCUCUCUCUCUCUCUCUCUCUCUCUCUCUCUCUCUCUCUCUCUCUCUCAAUUAAAUUUCAAUUUAAGGGGCUUUAUUGGCAUGGGAAACAUAUGUUUACAUUGCCAAAGCAAGUGAAAUAGAUAAUAAACAAAAGUGAAAUAAACAAUAAAAAAUGAACAGUAAACAUUACACUCACAAAAGAAUAAAGACAUUUCAAGUGUCAUAUUAUGUCUAUAUACAAUGUUGUAAUGAUGUGCAACUAGAUAAAGUACAAAAGGGAAAAUAAAUAAACAUAAAUAUAGAUUGUAUUUACAAUGGUGUUUGUUCUUCACUGGUUGCCCUUUUCUUGUGGCAACAGGUCACAAAUCUUGCUGCUGUGAUGGCACACUGUGGUAUUUCACCCAAUAGAUAUGGGAGUUUAUCAAAAUCUCUCUCUCUCUCUCUCUCUCUCUCUCUCUCUCUCUCUCUCUCCCUCUCUCUCUCUCAUCUCUCCUCCUCUCUCUAUCGUCUCUUCUCUCGCUCUCUCUCUCGAUCUCUCUCUCUCUCUCUCUCUCUCUCUCUCACUCUCUCUAUCUCACUCUCUCUAUCUCUCUCUCUCCCCGUUUGGUGUGUGUGCUUGCGUGUGUGUGUCUGUACUACAGGUGUGGAUAGUUGUGGGAAGACUUGCUUCUCUGAGAGUGACAACCAGUGGCUCGGAGUCAGCCUGUCCAGACAGCCUGGUGAUGGCCAUGUAUUGGUAUGUUAAGUCAUAAAUGUAUUUAUAAAGCCCUUUUUACAUCAGCAGGUGUCAUAAAGGGCUUUACAGUGAUGAUCAUGUAUUGGAAUGUAGAUUAGGCCCAGUAGAGGUAAACAAAUGUUACAAUCCAUUCUCAGAUGGUCAAGUAUUGGUGUAAAUUCCAGUGAUAUACAGUCUUUGUGCCCAUUCAAAGACCCAAAUCAAAUAAUGAGAUGGGUUACAUCUUGUAUUGGUGAACUUUGUUUAAGGCCAGGCACCACACCCUCAUAGGGUAUUUAUUUUCCCUUAAUCAUAUCACAAUCCACUUUUACCAGUUGAAUGUAGGAUAACCACACACAAUUUGGUGAAUGCAGAUGCUUCUGAAGCUGAGAAAAAUUAGUUGGAGUGUGGGAAGAGUCUAACUUUCGGGAAAUGGCAGUUGAAGACUGAAUUUAGACUAACGCCAAACGCCUAUUUAGACCCUAUCACCAUAAACAAAUCAAAAUAUAUAUAUAUAUUUGAGAUUCUUCAAAUAGCCACCCUUUGCCUUGAUGACAGCUUUGCACACUCUUUGCAUUCUCUCAACCAGCUUCAUGAGGUAGUCACCUGGAAUGCAUUUCAAUUAACAAGUGUGCCUUCUUAAAAGUUAAUUUGUGGAAUUUAUUUCCUUCUUAAUGCGUUUGAGCCAAACAGUUGUGUUGUGACAAGGUAGGGGAGGGUAUACAGAAGAUGGCCCUAUUUGGUAAAAGACCAAGUCCAUAUUAUGGCAAGAACAGCUCAAAUAAGCAAAGAUAAACAACAGUCCAUCAUUACUUUAAGACAUGAAGGUCAGUCAAUACGGAACAUUUCAAGAACUUUGAAAGUUUCUUCAAGUGCAGUCGCAAAAACCAUCAAGCGCUAUGAUGAAACUGGCUCUCAUGAGGACCGCCACAGGAAUGGAAGACCCAGAGUUACCUCUGCUGCAGAGGAUAAGUUCAUUAGAGUUACCAGCCUCAGAAAUUGCAGCCCAAAUAAAUGCUUCACAGAGUUCAAGUCACAGACACAUCUCAACAUCAACUGUUCAGAGGGGACUUUGUGAAUCAGGCCUUCAUGGUCGAAUUGCUGCAAAGAAACCACUACUAAAGGGCACCAGUAAGAAUAAGAGACCUGCUUGGGCCAAGAAACACGAGCAAUGGACAUUAGACCGGUGGAAAUGUGUCCUUUGGUCUGGAGUCCAAAUUGGAGAUUUUUGGUUCCAACCGCCGUGUCUUUGUGAGAAGCAGUGUGGGUGAACGGAUGAUCUCCGCUUGUGUAUGGUGUGGGGGUGCUUUGUUGGUGACACCGUCUGUGAUUUAUUUAGAAUUCAAUGCACACUUAACCAGCAUGGCUACCACAGCAUUCUGCAGAGAUACGCCAUCCCGUCUGGUUUGGGCUUAGUGGGACUAUCAUUUGUUUUUCAACAGGACAAUGACCCAACACACCUCCAGGCUGUGUAAGGGCUAUUUUACCAAGAAGGAGAGUGAUGGAGUGCUGCAUCAGAUUAUCUGGCCUCCACAAUCCCCCGACCUCAACCCAAUUGAGAUGGUUUGGGAUGAGUCGGACCACAGAGUGAAGGAAAAGUAGCCAGCAAGUGCUCAGCAUAUGUGGGAACUCCUUCAAGACUGUUGGAAAAGCAUUCCAGGUGAAGCUGGUUGAGAGAAUGCCAAGAGUGUGCAAAGCUGUCAUCAAGGCAAAGCGUGGCUAUUUGAUUUGUUUAACACUUGUUUUGGUUACUACAUGAUUCCAUAUGUGUUAUUUCAUAGUUUUGAUGUCUUCGCUAUUAUUCUACAAUGUAGAAAAUAGUAAAAAUAAAGAAAAACCCUUGAAUGAGUAGGUGUGUCCAAACUUUUGACUGGUACUGUAUGUCCAUUUUAAAGUGGUUAAAAUUAAUUAAAAUGUAUGACGGCAGUAUGAUAGAGAAAAUAAAAUAUACAUUUUCAUGACGUUUAAAAUUGUUUAUUUUUACUUUCUGAAAAUACUCAUAUUAAUUAAUAUGGGGGCGGCGCACAAUUGGCCCAGCGUCGUCCAAGGUAGGGGAGGGUUUGGCCGGCAGGGAUGGCGUUUGCAAUGCCAGGGUUGUGGGUUCAAUUCCCAUGGGGGGCCAGUAUGAAAAAAAUAAUGUAUGCACUCACUAACUGUAAGUCGCUCUGGAUAAGAGCGUCUGCUAAAUGACUAAAAUGUGAUGUAUGUAAUGUAAUUGACCAAAGUACCAACAAAUCUCAGAAUUGAUAGGUAGAUGCAAAAAUGUCAUUUCAGCCUGUAGUGCCUGGUCUUAAACAAGAAACAAGACUAGCAUCCUUUGCAACCCUACCAGACAUAUCAAAUGAUCCCCUAUUACAUUGAUGUUUCUAGUUAGAAGACCCACAUCAUUUACAUGUUUUGUGUUUAGCCUAUAGUCUGUUGUCGUUUAACCUUAUUUUGGAAACUAGCUGCUGGACAGUGCUCGCACUAUUUCACAUAUUUUGUGUGUAGCCUAUUCCAUUGUUGUUACAUUCCUCCUCUCAAACAGUUGCAUUUCCUCCAACAACAUCUGUGCUGCUUCUCGUUCCACAGGCAUGUGGGCAUCGUUGGAAGAACGUGUUCUAUUCCAGGAACGACAACCAGAACAAGCUGCCUCAUGGUGUCUGUUACAGAUACGAGGCUGACCUCAAACAGGCUCAACCACUCAUCCCAUGCUACAAAGGUACACUGGUUUGCAUUUACAUGAUAUCUGUUUCUUAUUCAUUAAUGCAUAUCGUAGCAAAAUGUUUUGCAACAGAAAAAUGAAAAUGUGGGUUAUAAAUCACAUAAAUCAGUCAAUAACCGAGGCCAACAGUUCUCGCCAUGUCUAACACCUGUAAGCAACCUGCACUGAGCCUGAGAGCUUGUUGACAGUAAGCUUGCUUUAUUUGCCUAAAUGAAAAUGCAUCUGCCCCUCUUUCUGCAGAUCACCAACGGAAGUUUGGUGAGGACUACGGAUCAUGCCAAGCAGGAAUAUCCAACUUUCUGACUGAGGUAUCAGUUCCUCUACAUAUUCUGUUUAAACCUGAAGUUUAUGUAUAUGCUGGUAAUGCACUUGUACACAUACACAAACACGUGUACAUGUACACAUACACAUACACAAGUCACAAACUUUAAAUGCACAUAACCCAUCAAACUGGGAACAUUCCCAGAACAUUAGUUAAGAUUCCCUUUAAGUUCUAGUUCGUUUUUUUUCUUCUAAGAUUAGGAUGAUAACAUCCCCAAAACAUUCAAAUAAUGUUUUUGAUAACAAAAUGUUUUUUUUUCUUCAGAAAAUGUUUUAAAUUAAAUAUCCUUGGAAUGUUUUCCUAACAUUCACUAAAAUGUUGUGCACAACAUCUGUAACAACCACCACAGGACAUUCCCGAAACGUUCUCAUUAGGUUUCCAGGUAAUGUUUUAACACAAUGUACCAGUAAUAUUUUAAGAACAUACUGCUGCAACAAAAUAUGAGAGCAACGGUCUGGGAACAUUCUUUUAACAUCAGGCAAAUGUUUUAUACAAACAUUGUAUAAUGAUCAGCACAACUGGAUAGUUUUUGUGAGAAUGAACAUUUGCCACAACCUAAAAAAUGUUAUGGGAACUUUCACAGAACCAAUUUUGGUUUGCUGGGAAAUCACAAACAUAAAACACAAACUGAUCAAUACUCUGAUGUAUGUGUUGUGUUGUUUUUCUUCAGGACUUGAUAAUAAUGGGAGCCCCAGGGACAUCGUACUGGACUGGGUCUGUCCUGGUCUACAACACCUCCAGCAGGGUCCUGUCUGCGUAUGUGGAUGACAACAGCACUGUCCUCUAUGGCAGUUACCUGGGUCUGUUAAUAAUAAUAUGGUUGGAGACGAUCAGAAGACUUGUCUGGUUGUCACACGUGUCAUAAAGACACUCAUUUGUUUUUGAGUUGGUGAAGUGUAACGUAAGGGAAUACAGAGAGGAAGCAUGCUUUUGUGUGUGUCUGUGGGGGAGGGGGGAGGUUGCUCAAUAUUUGCUCAAUUGUAGUUACUGCAAAUCAUCAUGCCAGUUACGUCUGGCUUGUUGCUCUUAUCUCUUGUAUCAACCAGUGCCAUCUGGUUCUACGUGUGUAGUUGGGUAUACUAAAGUUGUGCUAAGGUUGUACUAAGGUUUACAAAUGUUGUAUUAAGGUUUUACUAACGUUGUUUUGACAUUGUAUUAACGUUGUGAUACGUUUCCAUUGCCAGGCUACUCUGGUAGUCUGAUUCUUUGGUUAUAUUAAAGUUGUACUAAUGCUGUACUGGCGUUGUACUAACGUUAUGAUCCUUCUUUUCCUCACCAGGCUACUCGGUUGGGGCCGGCCACUUCCUCCACCCUGACUCCACAGAGAUCGUUGGCGGUGCGCCCCAGCACGGGCAGACUGGUAAAGUAAGAGUUAAUUUAAUUCCUGCUUUUCCUUUUUCCCCCAUCCUAUCCCCAUCACCCCACCACCCGUCUGUAGAAAGAAAGCACAGAACCAACACUUAUAUGUGGUUCGCUUCUUAUGACCGGACAAGCUAAAGGCGGUAAGUAGAAUACAGUAUGUGUUUGAAUCACCAAUCAGGGUGAUGCUAAAUAUAUGAUGCAUUGGGCAUUCCUCAUGCUACUGGUGAAAUGUAUGAAAGAUGUGCUACUGAAAAAGACAUAUGGGUUUUGCGCUGGUCUGGACUGGUACAGAUGUACGAUCUUAAUUUGAUCACCCUGUUGCAGGAGAACUUUCCUGCAAUGCAGGACAUUUUAAACUUGUCGGAAGGCUUUUAUUCAGAGGUGCUUUAAGGAUCUUAUCGUCAAUACAUUCAAUUUACAUUUAAGUAAUUUAGCAGCCACAGACUGUGUCCCAAAUGGCAUUCUUUUCCCUAUUAAGUUCACUACUUUUGACAAGGGCCCAUGAGGUCAAGUAAAUUAAUGUAUCUGCAGAAAGUGGCCAAUAAUUUUGUCUUGUGGCAAUUCUGUGCACAUUUUAUGGAGGAAUCGUUUAUUUUAUUUUUUUGAAGACUGUAAAAGUUGCCAGUUCUUACCAAAUACAUGUCCCACAGGGAUGUUAAGAUGGCAGAUGGGAGAUAUUUUAUCAGUAGAAAGCAGAUUAUGUCUGUGUGGGUAUUGUGAUACAAUCUAAGUAGUGAAUGCAUUUUACCAUUCAUCCUUAGUUGGCUUUAAGUCCUGAUGUGACCAGGUCUUUUCUGUCCUCUGAUCCAGGCCUACCUAUUCAGAGCUGAAGAAAACAUGCUGAAGAUAAUCAGUGAAGUCAAGGGCAGCAAGGUGGGAAUUAGUAGCCAGAUAUCUUUACAGCCAGUUUCCCUGACACAGAUUAAGCCUAGUCUUGGACUAAGAAUCUCCAUUGAACAUGCUCUUUAGUCUAGGACUGGGUAUAAUCUGUGUCUGGGAAACCGGCCAUUAAUGUCUUGAUUUUGAUGCAGAACUAGAUCAUACCUCCUUACUGCAAAAUCACUUUGUGACAACUGCUGAUGUUAAAAGGGCUUCAUAAAUACAUUUGAUUGAUUUGAUUGACUGUAUUGACUUAAAACCUGUUUUCCUAUACUGUAGCUGGGCUCGUAUUUUGGUGCCAGUGUGUGUGCCGUGGACCUGAAUGGAGAUGGCCUGUCUGAUCUACUGGUAGGAUCUCCCAUGUACAGCACCGUGAGAGAGGAAGGACAAGUCCAUGUCUACAUCAACCAAGGAGCCGUAAGUACUGGGAUCUUUCCCAAUUAAUUUUUCCUUCAAUUCAAUACAACUUUAUACACUGCUCAAAAAAAUAAAGAGAACACUUAAACAACACAAUGUAACUCCAAGUCAAUCACACUUCUGUGAAAUCAAACUGUCCACUUAGGAAGCAACACUGAUUGACAAUACAUUUCACAUGCUGUUGUGCAAAUGGAAUAGACAACAGGUGGAAAUUAUAGGCAAUUAGCAAGACACCCCCAAUAAAGAAGUGGUUCUGCAGGUGGUGACCACAGACCACUUCUCAGUUCCUAUGCUUCCUGGCUGAUGUUUUGGUCACUUUUGAAUGCUGGCGGUGCUUUCACUCUAGUGGUAGCAUGAGACAGAGUCUACAACCCACACAAGUGGCUCAGGUAGUGCAGCUCAUCCAGGAUGGCACAUCAAUGCGAGCUGUGGCAAGAAGGUUUGCUGUGUCUGUCAACGUAGUGUCCAGAGCAUGGAGGCGCUACCAGGAGACAGGCCAGUACAUCAGGAGAUGUGGAGGAGGCCGUAGGAGGGCAACAACCCAGCAGCAGGACCGCUACCUCCGCCUUUGUGCAAGGAGGAGCAGGAGGAGCACUGCCAGAGCCCUGCAAAAUGACCUCCAGCAGGCCACAAAUGUGCAUGUGUCUGCUCAAACGGUCAGAAACAGACUCCAUGAGGGUGGUAUGAGGGCCCGACGUCCACAGGUGGGGGUUGUGCUUACAGCCCAACACCGUGCAGGACGUUUGGCAUUUGCCAGAGAACACCGAGAUUGGCAAAUUCGCCACUGGCGCCCUGUGCUCUUCACACUGAGCACGUGACAGACGUGACAGAGUCUGGAGAUGCCGUGGAGAACGUUCUGCUGCCUGCAACAUCCUCCAGCAUGACCGGUUUGGCGGUGGGUCAGUCAUGGUGUGGGGUGGCAUUUCUUUGGGGGGCCGCACAGCCCUCCAUGUGCUCGCCAGAGGUAGCCUGACUGCCAUUAGGUACCGAGAUGAGAUCCUCAGACCCCUUGUGAGACCAUAUGCUGGUGCGGUUGGCCCUGGGUUCCUCCUAAUGCAAGACAAUGCUAGACCUCAUGUGGCUGGAGUGUGUCAGCAGUUCCUGCAAGAGGAAGGCAUUGAUGCUAUGGACUGGCCCGCCCGUUCCCCAGACCUGAAUCCAAUUGAGCACAUCUGGGACAUCAUGUCUCGCUCCAUCCACCAACGCCACGUUGCACCACAGACUGUCCAGGAGUUGGCGGAUGCUUUAGUCCAGGUCUGGGAGGAGAUCCCUCAGGAGACCAUCCGCCACCUCAUCAGGAGCAUGCCCAGGCGUUGUAGGGAGGUCAUACAGGCACGUGGAUGCCACACACACUACUGAGCCUCAUUUUGACUUGUUUUAAGGACAUUACAUCAAAGUUGGAUCAGCCUGUAGUGUGGUUUUCCACUUUAAUUUUGAGGGUGACUCCAAAUCCAGACCUCCAUGGGUUGAUACAUUUGAUUUCCAUUGAUCAUUUUUGUGUGAUUUUGUUGUCAGCACAUUCAACUAUGUAAAGAAAAAAGUAUUUAAUAAGAUUAUUUCAUUCAUUCAGAUCUAGUAUACAGUAUACAACAGACAACCUUGAUUUCCCUGAUUCCUCUUCUUGCCUUCUCAAAACUCAUUGGAGGAGAAGGUCAGGGGGGAGGGACCUUGGAUCCUCUCCUCCAAUGUGGCUUGAGAAGGAGGUGAGGAGAGAGGAUGCAAAGAAUCGAGGAAAAACUAAUUGAGAGAGAUACAACCUUUCUUUCACCCCUAUCAUAAAAAAGUUAUUGUGCAGUUAUUGUGUUUCUAGCUGUGUGAGUUUUGCAAAUAGCCUUGAAUCUAAAGUAAUUUGAUGGUCCAUUACCUAUUGAAAUGUUUACUAUAAACUUUGCGAGGCUGUUAUAUGGAACACUGUCCCUGAAGAUACAGUACUUGUUAAAACAGAACAACAACAAAAGAGACUUCCUCACCUCACCUCACAUCUCACACACAUACUGUUAUCAUCACAACUUCAUUCUGUAAUUCUUAAAUAUGAUAGUAGUUAAGCAUUUCAUACAAUACUGGUGUUGUGCACUGUUAUAACAAAACCUUUUCAAAACCAAAGAUGGUAUCACUUAACAUUAAGUUGCUCUUAUACCUGUGUAGUAACAUCUACACUAACUAUUCAGCUUUCAGAACAAUCAGAUAAUUCUAUAGAAAUGAAUAUGCUCAAGUAAAGAGAUUUUUAUUUUAUUGUCAUUUCCUAUAAAAAGAAGAGGCUGGAGUUACUAUAUUACUGAACUGUCUUAUACACUGGCAGAUGAUAUAAAACAACCCAGCAUGAUGAUAACAGGACCUAAGGACUGUUUCUAUGACUGAUGAGUUUGUAUUAUGGAACGCUAAACCAGCGGAUAUCUGCUACUUUUAUAGCGUACUACUAAGGACCAGGCAACUGUGCAUGACAUGACUAACUUUACGUAAUUACCAACCUAAUGACUAAAUAACUGCAAUUACAUGGAGCUUAGCUAGCUACUUCCCCCACAUAUCUCCAUCAGCAAACAACAGUUUUUUCUCCCUGAAUCCACUUUACAAGCCAUUACCCUGGGAAGAGGAGAGAAGGAAUCUUAAGACUGUAAAUGAAUGUGUUUUUAAGGCUAAUAUGAAGGAAGCAGAGUUUCAGUUGGUGGGAAGCAACUCGUAUGCUGCCAGAUUUGGGGAGACCAUAACUGAUCUGGGAGAUAUUGAUGAUGAUGGCUUUCCUGGUGAGUGUUAUGCAUAUGUUUUGCAAAGAUGUAAAGCAAUUCUUACUUUAUAUUUAAAGUUAUAAUGAUGUGUCACAGUACAGCAAAACUAUGAUGACAAAAUCAGCUACCCUAGCUAAGAUGCCAAUGUUCUGCAUAGUUGUUUGUAAAAAAUAAAUACAAAUAAAGUGAAAUUGAACUUGGUGAUAUUCCAAGUAGGUGCUGUUCCAAUUGUUGCACAAUAAAAUCUCCCCAUAUUUCAGUUGAAUGGAAUGUAGCCUGAUCCACCAUCCGGACCGCUGCGCUCUCAUUUCGUUUCAAUGUAAGCUCGCAAGAUCAGGAUGGUUGAUCAAGGCUAUGAGCAAUGGGCAGCUCUAAAAGUAACAGAAAGCGAGCUAUGCCAGUCAGAAAGAACUAGACUGAAGUCUGUGGUGAUAUUGGGUAACUGGGUACGAAGACACACACCAUAAACCAGCCCCAGUCAACACAGAGGCAAUACCACCAACCAACCAACCAACCAACCACAUCCCCUACAGCUGAUCACAGGGCCCCAGCACACUUCUAACUGCCACUUACACCAGCCUAACUGCCAGUUCCUCAACAUCAGCACAAGCACACACACACACACACACACACCAGGGUUGGGGUCAAUUCCAUUUAAAUUCCAGUCAAUUCAGGAAGUACACUGAAAUUCCAAUUCUCUUCAAUGCUUUUCAGUUAGGAAAAUCUGGAAUUGGAAUUUGGUUUACUUUCUGAAUUGACUGGAAUUGAAAUUGAAUAGACCCCAACCCUGACACACACACACACACGCACCCACACACACACACACACACACACACACACACACACACACACACACACACACACACACACACACACACACACACACACACACACACUGUCCCAGCUCCCAGUGUAGACUAGACUUAGGUUACGUGCAGUCUGAGAGCAGUCGGUGGAUAUGAGGGUGUGCCUGCAUGGUUGAUUGUGAGAACGUUGUUAUUUAGGUCAUUAUGUCCAUGUAAACCUGUAACUUAACCUAUAUGUGUCUCCAAAAUAGCACCCUAAUUCCUAUAUAGUGCACUAAUUAACUACAUUACCCUAUGGGCACUGGUCAAAAGUAGUGCACUAUAUAGGGAAUAUGGUGCCAUUUGGGACGUAUCCUAAAUUAACCCCUGACUGACUGUAAAUGUGUUCCAGAUGUGGCAGUGGGGGCUCCGCAGGAGGAAGAGCUGCGUGGGGCUAUAUAUAUCUACAAUGGGAGGAAGACAGGGAUCUCUCAGACCUUCUCUCAAGUAUGUACACAGCUACAGCUACAUCCCUUCCAGCUGCUGUUUGUCUGCAGACUUCAGGGACAGGAGAUUACUGGACGGAAAGAAGGAGGGAUGGAGGGAGGGAAAAAGGGAGGGAGGGAGUGAAGGGAAGAGGGGUUAGGGUGUCCCUCCUCUGACCAAUGAUCAGGGACAAUAGAUUGGAGGGAGGGGGAGGGAGUGAGAUAGGACGUGAGGAUCAAAUGUGCCUUUGUUUCUCUGUUUGCUCUCAGACAGUCGGAAGAGAGUUCCUCACUCUGAAUUGCUAUGAUUUCCUUAAACUGUUUGGCCUCCUAUUUUUCUCUGUCUGAGCAUGUGCGACGGUUUAAAUUAAGCAGUUACAUUUAAAUUACCUUCUAGUUAUGCAAUACCAUGGAGAUAAAUCAAUGUAUAUAUGUAAAUAAAUGUAUCUCAAUGUGGAAUACAACCUUUUGGAGAAAAUGUAGUUACUGUAUAUCCAAAUAUAGAUACAUUACAUUUCUUGCAUAUCAAAGCUCCGUAUUAGAGAAAAACCUGAAAUGUGUACUGUACAGCUUACAUAGACAGCUCUCUUGGUUUGGGAAAGAAAAUGAAGUGUAUGAAAUGUGUACAGUACAGAGGGUUGUUAGCUGUAAGAAUAAUCAGGCUGUUCUUGUUCCAUCAUCAGAGGAUCACCAGCUCUGUUCUGGGUAAUGAGUUAAAGAUGUUCGGCCAGUCUGUGUCCGGAGGCAUCGAUGUUGAUGGAAACGGUUACCAAGGUAACGAUCCCUUUCUUGACUGUCACCGUUGUGUACAGUGCUUCCCUCCAGUACAAUGUUUGAGUCUGUCUCUGUUUCUCUACGGCUGACUAGAACAGAACACACUGUAAUGUCCCGUUAUUAUGUCACACAUGCUGUGCCUUAAGUUAGUAAGGUCGUCAAAACAUGGCGGUGGUGGGAAGAGAACUGAGGACAGGGGAUGGGUAAAUAUAUAUGUGUGUGUGUGUGUGUGUGUGUGUGUGUGUGUGUGUGUGUGUGUGUGUGUGUGUGUGUGUGUGUGUGUGUGUGUGUGUGUGUGUGUGUGUGUGUGUGUGUGUGUGUGUGUGUGUGUGUGUGUGUGUGUGUGUGUGUUGGCUGCUACCCAGGGAAAACCAACUUGGGCAGUGAUAAUAUCCUGGGGUUUAAAUUAGUGAUGGUUGUCUGCUUACUCUCUGCUUCUCAUCUUCUUAUCUUCCUCUAGUGAUACACUGUAAACUAAACAGCAUAUCAUGUAGACUGACAGAGAGAGAGAGAGAGAGAGAGAGAGAGAGUCAGUCAUCUCUUAGCUAGUCAUCUCUUAGAACUGGUACAUUGUAAAGUAUUAACCCCUGUGCUGUCUGUGAAUAAAACAUUUCAUUUGUUUUUUUCAUGUGUUAUUUGUUUUAAUUGUUGUUUUUAUAGAUUGAUUUGUAACGCAAGUGUUAAAUACUUAUCUAAAAACAAAACGCAUCAGUUUAUUACUGUUGAUAUCUGGUUAUCUUGUUAGAAGUCUGUCUAAGAUGCUGAGUGGAGAUUAUUGGAUUUUUAUUAGGGAGGAAAUUACUGAUGAUUGUGACUUUGCUCUGGGAUCUGAAGUGAAUCUUUUGGCCAAAUUCAUAGCAAAUGGUCCAAAUAAGAUCAGUUAACUACGUCCACACUGUAAAAUAAAUAUUGUUGUUUAUAUGGUAACUUACUGGCAGCCAGUUACCUGUAAGUUACUGUAGAAAAAAAGUAGAGUAUGUUACCAUAAAUUCCAAAGAAACUUUGGUUUAACAGUACAUUACUGUAAAGUUUACAGGAUUUUUUUUUACAGUGCAGUAAACUGUAAAAAUGUGAAAAGGUGAAUACAUUUUGUCUGCAGGCUGAUGUUGAUUGAAUGAACAAAUGAAUGACCGAUUGACUGACUGACUGAAUGAACGAAUGAACAAAUUAAUGAAUUAAUGAAUUAAUGAAUGAAUGAAAAACAUUCCACUGAUACCUUAUGAGCUGUUCUAAACUGAGUAACAAACUGGUUUAGAGCUUUAACAAGUACUAGAGCUUUAAGUCUAGAGAGCCUUGCAGCCAGAUAGGCCUAUAGCAGGAAAUUGCAUGUUCAAGAUAAUGACAACUAUCUAUCUGCAUCUCUCUAAACCACAGAUGUAGCAGUAGGGGCCUUCCUCUCAGACUCGGCUGUGGUUCUGAGGUAAGAACUGUGGUACAUAUCACAUCACAUCCACUAGAUAACUGAUCUCUGAAACUAGAAUUACUGCAUUAAUGUCAGAGAUGUCAGGUAGAGGUUAAACUUUCACUGAAUAUUGGUGAACAUUUUAUCUUACAUUUCAUUAAUUUACUUUCUGAAUAUGACCUCAGUGAAAGUGGCCUGGCCCGUUUAUUUGACCUGUAUACUGUAGUUGCCUGGCCUGUAUAUUUUGAGCAACCAUUUUUACCUUUUAUAAUACCUUUUGGUUUGUAGAUUUGUUUAUCUUCUGUCCCAUAGACUGUAGCUCCCAUAUUCUAAUGCAAAUGUACAAUUGUAUUUGCUUUGACACUGAGUGUUAAUGUGUUGUUUUAAUGUUGUUGUUGUUGUUGUUGACAUGUUGUUGUCUCCCUGUGCCAGGACUCGUCCAGUGGUAGUGGUAGAAGCCUUCAUGCCCCUGCCUGUCAGUGUGAACCGCUAUGUAGCGCUGUGUUCUGACAACGGUCUUCCUGCUGUCUGCAUCAAUGCUACAGUCUGCUUCAGGGUCCAUGCUCGACUCUUUACCUCUUCAAUAGGUGAGCAGACCCUCUCCCCGUGCUCCUGGCUCCCUCAUAGCCCUGCACUGUGAAAUCAACCUGUCUGUUUGCAUUAUGUUAAUCGUUACAUUAGUGAAGGUUAUGUGUGCAGUGGCACUUACAAACAAAAGCCAGUUUUGGUUCUAGUGUGUGUACUUAAUAGUGACCAAAAACUCAUUUUCCAAACUCAUUUUCCAAUGUGAGCAUUAUUAUACUACUAGUUUGUAUGUGGAAAAUGGUAUAAUGCACAAAGUCUAGUAUAUUGUGUCUCUCAGGAAAUAGUCAUGAAAGCCCCUGCCCUGGACUAGUUGACAGAAAACACUAUUGUGUCCGAGACAGACUUUUUCUGUUUCCUUAUCACUGUCAGUCCCUCCAUCUUAUCACUAGUCCCUGAGGCAUGGGUCAGUUGGUUUAGUAUGUUAACCCUGCCUUAACAACGGUUAUCUCUGCAGAGCAUUCCUCUGGUGAAAGUGUCCGUUAGAGCCUGUCCUGAUAGAUAGACUGAUGUUGUCCAUCAGGUACACGUUUUCUAACCACCUGUUGUCCUCAACAUUAUGUUUUUGGUGGGAUUUCAGUUAUUCAAAGUUAUCUGGUAUCACUGUGAAACAUCACUGUCCUUUGAUAGUAAACGAAAAUGACUAAUUUGAAGUGUCUUGCGAAAUAAAACACAAGUCAAUGUUAUCCUCAUUCAAAAUAUGUUUUCUCCAUCUACAGUACAGUACAUUUAUGAUUAGGAAUGGGUCUGAGGUUGAGGCUGGGGCUGGGGCUGAGAAAGAGGCUGGGUCUGGGGUUGAGGCUUGGUUGCGGGCUGAGGCAGCAGACUUUGUGAAAAUUAGUAUUUGUGUCAUUCUCAAAACUUUUGACCAUGACUGUACAGUACAUUUGUGAUUAGGAAUGGGUCUGGGGUUGAGUCUGGGGCUGAGAAAGAGGCUGGGUCUGGGGUUGAGGCUUGGUUGCGGGCUGGGGCUGGGGCUGGGGUUGACGCUGGGGUGGAGCCUGGGGUUGAGGCUGGAGUUGAGUCUGGAGUUGAGGCUGGGGCUGAGUCUGGGGUUGAGAAUGGGGUUGAGGCUGGGGUGAAGGCUGUGUCUGGGGCUGAGACUGGGGUUGAGUCUGGGUCUGGGGUUGAGUCUGGGUCUGUAUGUCUGGGUCUGGGGUUGAGGCUCGGUCUAGGUCUGUAUGUCUGGGCUUGGGGCUGGGGUUGAGACUGGGGUUGAGUCUGGGGUUGAGUCUGGGUCUGGGGUUGAGGCUGGGUCUAGGUCUAUAUGUCUGGGUCUGGGGUUGAUGUGUGUCUGCGGUUGAGGCUUGGAUUAGGUCUGUAUGUCUGGGGUGAGGCUGGGUCUAGGUCUGUAUGUCUGGGGUGAGGCUGGGUCUGGGGUUGAGGCUGGGUCUAUGUCUGUAUGUCUGGGGUUGAGGCUGGGUCUAUGUCUGUAUGUCUGGGGUGAGGCUGGGUCUGGGGUUGAGGCUGGGUCUAGGUCUAUAUGUCUGGGUCUGGGGUUGAUGUGUGUCUGCGGUUGAGGCUUGGAUUAGGUCUGUAUGUCUGGGGUGAGGCUGGGUCUAGGUCUGUAUGUCUGGGGUGAGGCUGGGUCUAGGUCUGUAUGUCUGGGGUAAGGCUGGGUCUGGGGUUGAGGCUGGGUCUAUGUCUGUAUGUCUGGGGUUGAGGCUGGGUCUAUGUCUGUAUGUCUGGGGUUGAGUCUGGGUCUAGGUGUGUAUGUCUAGGGUUGAGGCUGGGUCUAGGUCUGUAUGUCUGGGGUGAGGCUGGGUCUGGGGUUGAGGCUGGGUCUAGGUCUGUAUGUCUGGGGUUGAGGCUGGGUCUAGGUCUGUAUGUCUGGGGUUGAGGCUGGGUCUAGGUCUGUAUGUCUGGGGUGAGGCUGGGUCUGGGGUUGAGGCUGGGUCUAGGUCUGUAUGUCUGGGGUUGAGGCUGGGUCUAGGUCUGUAUGUCUGGGGUGAGACUGGGUCUGGGGUUGAGGCUGGGUCUAGGUCUGUAUGUCUGGGGUUGAGGCUGGGUCUGGGGUUGAGGCGGGGUCUAGGUCUGUAUGUCUGGGGUGAGGCUGGGUCUGGGGUUGAGCCUGGGUCUAGGUCUGUAUGUCUGGGGUUGAGGCUGGGUCUAGGUCUGUAUGUCUGGGGUUGAGGCUGGGUCUAGGUCUGUAUGUCUGGGGUGAGGCUGGGUCUGGGGUUGAGGCUGGGUCUAGGUCUGUAUGUCUGGGGUUGAGGCUGGGUCUAGGUCUGUAUGUCUGGGGUGAGACUGGGUCUGGGGUUGAGGCUGGGUCUAGGUCUGUAUGUCUGGGGUUGAGGCUGGGUCUGGGGUUGAGGCGGGGUCUAGGACUGUAUGUGUGGGGUGAGGCUGGGUCUGGGGUUGAGACUGGGUCUAGGUCUGUAUGUCUGGGGUUGAGGCUGGGUCUGGGGUUGAGGCUGGGUCUAGGUUUGUAUGUCUGGGGUGAGGCUGGGUCUGGGGUUGAGUCUGGGUCUAGGUCUGUAUGUCUGGGGUUGAGGCUGAGUCUGGGGUUGAGGCCGGGCCUACUGUAGGUUUGUAUGUCUUGGGCCCUGGUUCAUGUGAACACUGGAUGCUCUCUGAAACAAAAACCUCAUGCUCUCUCUCCCUCACCCUUCUUUCCACCCUCCCUCCCUCCCUCCCUCCCUCCCUCCCUCCCUCCCUCCCUCCCUCCCUCCCUCCCUCCCUCCCUCCAUCUCCUUCACUCACUCUCUCCCAUAGAGCUCCAGUAUAAUCUGACAGCAGACACGCACCACAAGGAGUCCUUCCCCUCGCGUUUCCAUUUCCACGGAAACGGGACGUCCAACGCUACAACAGGGCGGGUCAAGAUCAGACAUGACCAGCUGACCUGCGUCCCCCACCAGGCCUUCAUGAGGGUGAGUAAGAGGUCAGGGGUUAGGGGUCGGGAUGUGGGAGUCAGCAGCUGUAACCACUGAGAACUGUUGCCAGUUAUGCAAUGACUUCAGGUCAGUUUAGAACCCCAGCCCAGACAUUAUAAUCACUAAUUCAGAGUCAGUUAUUGUAAGACCCUAUGCAUGGCAUCAUUCUGCUUGACAUCAAAGCACUGACCUCAAGUCAGUUUAGACUGUGGAGUCAAUUAUUAAAAUAUCAUCAUGCUACUGAUAUAGAUCAAAUUACUGACUUCAGGUCAGGUCAGCAUGCUACUGAUAGAGUUCAAAGAACUGACUUCAGGUCAGGUCAGCAUGCUACUGAUAGAGAUCAAAGCACUAUGAGUCAGUAGAGUAGAGGGACAUUAGGCAUGGUUUGAUGGUCAUAGACCUGUUUUACCUUUCAGACGAUGACUGGUUUGUUAUCAGGAUGGACCAUCAGUUGGUUAGCAACUGCGUCAGCAACCAAUGACUCAUUCAGUCUAGGUCUGAUAAAAGGGUCUAAUAAGAUGGACAGUAGGUGACGUUGGGAAGUCCAGAACAACGUAUCACUUUACAUGGGAAGGAGCAUAGUGAACUGGAUAAUAAUAAAGGGGUACUGGGAGGAAAGGAGGGGGGUGGAGGGGAGCCCCUCUGGACUCUCUCUCGCUCUCUCUCUUUCUAUCUAUCUCUCUCUCUCUUUCUAUCUCUCUCUCUCUCUCUCUCUCUCUCUCUCUCUCUCUCUCUCUCUCUCUCUCUCUCUCUCUCUCUCUCUCUCUUUCCCUCAUUCUAAUCAGGGCCAUCUAAGCUAGCUCAUGUUUUAACCCAUGCACUAAUUAAUGGAUGUCUCUCUUUGUGCUGGGCCAUACUGGGCUGUUCUUAUUAAUAGCUAGAGAUGGAGUUAUUGGAGACCAUAAACCAGCAUCAUCAUCUGUCAGAGGAAAUCCCAAUGAGGGUGUGUGUGUGUGUGUGUGUCUGUGUAUUUUUUAAGUGUAAUUAAUGGGCAAUGGCAGUAAUGAAUGUUAUAAACAGACGUAACAGUACAGCAGUACAGAGGACUGGUAGGGGAAUGUGACUGACUGAUGUGACAUGGGAUAUACUGGGGCUAAUAGUGGCUCAGGGGCUUUUGCCUUGUCUUUUGGUCGUCCAUUUUAGAGUUUAGCUGUUGUGUAGGUAUAUUCCGCCACCCACAUACAGUACAGACAUGAGUCAGUGUGUAAUUGUAAUGUUGUUUAUGUUAAUGAAUGGCCUCUGGGGAGUGUGUUUUCCAUGUGUACAGAGAGAGAACACAACAUGCUGUUACUCGGUUGUGACCAAACCAAACCUCAUAGAAAGCUUUGCAUGCAUAGCUAAUGAACCGCUAGUUUAUAGCUGCUAUACGUGCUCACUGAUAAAAGGAGAAAGGGUGGGACAUAGGAAUCAUGGUCUCGUUCUAUAGAUACCAUUCUUCACAAUGUUAUGUAUUCAAUCAUUAAGCCAUAGAAAUGUAUAACAGUCCUUUUUUGGUAUCAUAACAUUAUGACUUAGUCAGAACACCUUUAGCAACAAUUUAGCAACAGCUAAAAUAUACAUCUUUGUCUUCAAUAAAAACUGUAUGUCAGAAUUAGGAGAUGACUGUAGUUUGCUGUCCAUCCUUAAGCUAAAGGCAGGCGUCUGAGCUGGAGGAGAGGCUCUUCGGGACAUCUGCAGUGGCCACAAGCCAACUCUUUUAGUGGGACAGACAGCACAGGACACUGUAACAUUAUGCCAGAGCACAGGCAGGCCCCCACAACAACCUACCCCAGAACAUAAAUUAGCACAGUCAAGCAAGAAGCUCCCCUCUUCUCAAGGUUGUAUGUAAAUUAAUCCUUUCAUUUUCUCUUUCUCUUUACCUCUUGUAGAAAGAUGUCCAAGAUAUCUUCACGCCCAUCCGUUUUGAGGUGACGUACGCCCUCAGAGAGCACACUGUCCAUAACGGGGGAUCCACUUUUCCUGCUCUAAAACCCAUACUGCAGCAGAGAGGGGAACACGGUAACCUGGUGGCCAAUAAGGUGAGUCUCAUAGGCCCAGUUUUCCAGACACAGAUUAAGGCCUAGAUUCAAUCAGAUCAAGCAUUAACCGGCGAUAGCGGACACAUUUUACAUUUUAGUCAUUUAGCAGACGCUCUUAUCCAGAGCGACUUACAGGAGCAAUUAGGGUUAAGUGCCUUGCUCAAGGGCACAUCGACAGAUGUUUCACCUAGUCGGCUCAGGGAUUAGAACCAGCGACCUUUCGGUUACUGGCACAACGCUCUUAACCACUAAGCUACCUGCGGACACCCGCGUAGCUGAUGUUUUGGCGGUGUCGGAGGUGUAACUGAGUUGGAGCGGUCAAAUCGGUGAGCAGAUGCAGAUCAUUGUCACGAAGCCACACCCAUCUCACUCGCGUUAGAAGUUCAGAAUGAGAAAGUGUAGGCUAUACAGAAAUAAUGACGCUCAAAUUGAAAAUCAUUAAACAAAAUAAAUAAUGAGGAUUUAUAUCAUCCUUAUCGAGGUGUAGAUUAUCUCACAUUCCAGUGUUCCAAUUUGUAAACAAGGCUGCAUGGGAUUUCUCUUAAUGCGAAUCCAUGCAGCCAAUGGAAAAACUAUCAUUUUGAUGUCAUGGAUGGUCAGUCCUUGUAUCCAUAGCUCUGUCUAUGAAUUUGAGAGUGGUUGCAUUUUUCCUAUCUCUCAGCUUUUCAACGAAACGGAGCUGGGGUGAUCGCUUUGUUAUUGUUUCAAUUAAAGGAUUCUAGCUUUAAGAAUCAUGCUCUAUGGAGAAUCUACAUUGAAAGUGCUCUUUUGCCCAGGUACUAGGCUUAAUCUGCGCUACAGUUCUCCACUCAUAUUGAUGCAUGUUAUGGUAGAGGAUUCAUAACUGUACGGAAGGCCCCAUCAUCUUACACUUUGUUUGGACCUUUCUUCUCUACAGACAAUGUUUGCUCGGUACUGUUCAUUGGCCAACUGCUCAACCAAUCUGCAGGUCUCUGCUCAACUGGUGUUACCACAGUAAGUACUGUAGCAUUUCAUCAUGUUCAAUUACAAUAUGUUCAGGUGUUUUCUUUUUCUCACAACCUUUUGUCUUGAAGCUUUGACUUUCUAUUUCUCAUCUCUGCUGUGGACAAAGCUGAGCUCUUGAAACAAACAGUAUUUCUGGAGGGAAAACAACCUUCAUAGGACCUAGAUCAGGUGUUGUCAGUAGAGCCUCCAUUACAACAAUAUGGUCACACUUCCCCUUAAACGCUUAACCGCCAGGCUAUUUUAGCCUGUACCUCCCAGAUAAUAAUACAUGAUCUGAUUAUUCAUGAGGCGUGUGUGUGUGUGUGUGUGUGUGUGUGUGUGUGUGUGUGUGUGUGUGUGUGUGUGUGUGUGUGUGUGUGUGUGUGUGUGUGUGUGUUUGUGUGUGUGUGAGUGCGUGUGCUUGCGUUCUUUCGUGCAGACUUGUGAGCCCCUCAGUGUUGGUGGUGUCAAGGAAACACACACACACCCCACCACCCACUAUAGGCCCUGGUCAAAAGUAAUGCACUAUGUAGGGAAUAUGGUGCCAUUUAGGAUGCUGCCCUAGUCUCAGUGCCAGCUCAGUUCAGUUCCCCUCCCUAAGUUGUGGUUACUAAUUUCCUGCUGUAAAGCCAGGAAACCAGCACGUCCCAGAUGGCACCCUAUUCCCUAUGUAGUGCACUACUUUUGACCAGGGCCCAUAGAGAUAUAGGGAAUAGGGUGCCAUUUGGGACAUGUUGGUUCUCUGUGGUCCUCUGUAGCUCAGCUGGUAGAGCACGGCGCUUGUAACGCCAAGGUAGUGGGUUCGAUCCCUGGGACCACCCAUACACAAAAAUGUAUGCACGCAUGACUGUAAGUCGCUUUGGAUAAAAGCGUCUGCUAAAUGGCAUAUUAUUAUUAUUAUUAUUCUCUCUGUUGUUUCUAAAACUGUCACUGUUUAGUCUGCUGGUCUCCUCUGAAAUCAUGAGGCUGGCACUUUUUGGAAAGUUAUACGACUCAAAUCUAGUGAAGUAUGAAAUAAGGUGUUUUGUUGUAUGACUGAAGUCAAUUGAAGUAAGGCAAUUGCCAGCACAAGAGGGUAUGAUUAAUUAUGGUUUUAGCACAGAUGUGGGCUAGUCACAGGUAUAAGGAGAGAGCCUUUCAGUUUUAUAAUUAAGCAAUAAGGCCAGAGGAGGUAUGGUAUAUGGCCAAUAUACCACGGCUAAGGGCUGUUCUUACACACGACGCAAUGCGGAGUGCCUGGAUACAGCCAUUAGCCGUGGUAUAUUGGCCAUAUACCACAAUCCCCCAAGGUGCCUUAUUGCUAUUGUAAACUGGUUACCAACGUAAUUAGAACCAUACAAAUGUAUUUUCUACGGUCUGAUAUACCACAGCUUUCAGCCGAUCAGCAUUCAGGGCUCAAACCACCCAGUUUAUAAUAAGACUGUUGUUAUUGCAGGAGACACAACAACAUGCCGUACUUUGCACUUGGCAAUGGGAAGACCAUCAUGUUGAACACAGCCCUGGUGAACACUGGAGAUGAUGCAUUCCUCCCCAGACUCCAGCUCCGAUUCCCCAGUAACCUGCACUACAUCAAAGUGCUUGACACAGUAAGUGUUUGAUUGAUGUAUUUAUUUAUGUGAUGAUUACCCAAAGUUAUUCAAGUUCUCAUAUGAUCACCAAUGUAAUUUAGACGUUGUUGCACUGACAGUUCAAGAAAAACACACACAAUGCUGUGAAAAAGCAGAAGAAUCUGUGCCCUCUUGGAUUGCAAUAAGUAACUCACACAAGCCCAUGAUCUAUCUGUUAUUGUUUUCAGGAGGAGAAGUUUGUGAGCUGUGACAUUUCAGAGGAGAACAAGACAAUAGUAGGAGUGGAUUGCAGUGUGGGAAACCUGUACCUCAGCUCUGGGGCCAAGGUGGGUUUCACACUCAAUCGUACUCCAACCUUACUCCAAUGUUACUCUUACAUUACUCUAACACUACUCCAGUGUUAUACUCCAACCUUACUCCACUGUUACUCCAUUAAACUGGAUCUGAGUAUUCUCACUGCUUGUUGGAAACACCAUCAGCUGAUGACUAAUUUGAACUAAUUACUCAGACCAAUUUAUUUAGUUAGGUGCCAAUGUUCCUGCUGUUUUCAAGGUGGUGUCUUAUUUUCCACAGCUUCUGCUGUUGUCUUGCUUGGUAGCUAAUGAGACUUUCCGUCUUUUCUGCAGGUCAAUAUCAGUUUUCUGUUGGAUGUGAACCAGAGUAGUAGUGUUGGUGACGUUAGCAUCGUCAUCAACGCUAGUGGGUAAGUACAGACCCACCUUUGUUGAAUGAUCCUGCAGUGUUAUUGAGCGCAAUGUUUCGACCCAAAGGUCUUUGUCAGUAUCUUUCUUUCAUGACUUUUGCAAGUAACUGGAUGUGCUUACACUACUUCUGACCUAAGAGCAGAUCUCCUAAUCCCCGAACACAUUCUCUCUCCGAAAUACAUGAAAUAAUCAAAUCACAGGAGGCCGGUGGCACCUUAAUUGGGGAGGACAGGCUCCUAGAAAUGUCUGGAACUGAAUUAAAUAGAAUGGUAUUGAACUCAUCAAACACAUGGUUUCCAUGGUUUCCAUGUGUUUGAUACCAUUCCAUUUACUCCAUUCCAGCCAUUAUUAUGAGCUGUCCUCCCCUCAGCAGCCUCCUGUGAAUCUAAUGGCAUGUUUUUGAAACUGACGUCUUGUUACAAUGUCGGUGACGUCUUGCUACUGGCCAGCCUUAUUAAACCAAACAGGCAAACAGAGAAUUGUAAAACAGCCCAGUGAGACACAGUGAGAUAUGAUGUAGUUAGUUUAUGUGUUUGUUCUGUUGUUAGGGGAACAGGAAACACAAAGUCUGAGUUAGCUGAACCCUUCAAGUCAGAGGGUGCUGCAGGUUCCCUCUUUUGGGUUCUGUCCCGUAGUUGUUAGAUUGUGUGGUUAAGAAAUACUUCUGGCAUUCUGUGUUUUGUCAUUUGGGUAAAUAAUGGCUUUGGAAUGUUUGGCCGUUCCAGAACACUCUAGAACAGGGGUGUCAAACUCAUUUUAGCUCAGGGGCCACAUGGAGGAAAAUCUAUUCCCAAGUGGGCCGGACCGGAAAAAUCAUGGUAUAUAUAACUUAAAAACAACAACUUCAGAUUGUUUUCUUUGUUUUAAUACGAUCAACAUACAACAUAAAGCUGGAGCCUGAGGACAGUGUGUCCAAAAUAGUACAAGCACAACAUCACUAUUAAUCAUAAAACACGUCAAGUUUAUUUGAAAAUUCUAAAGAAAAAGAACACACAAACACACACUGCCUCAGUGAUUAACAGAACUGUUUCACAGAUCACAGAACUAUAUCAGGGUGUCAUUUCUCAGGCAGAAAUGUAGAUACAAAUAAUGAAAUCCUGUUCCCCAAACAAGUGCAAGAACCACAGAGUCAAGAAUAGGUUAAAUAUACAAAUAAAAUAAAAUCAAUUAAAAACAAUAGCACAUCAACAUAAAAACAUAUAAACAUAAAGCUGGAGCCUGAGGACAGUGUCCAAAAGCACAACAUGACUAUUAAUCAUAAAACACCUCAAGUUAUUUGAAAGUUCUGAGGACAAAGAACACACAAACACACAAUGCCUCAGUGAUUCACAGAAGUAUAUCACAGAUCACGGAACUAUAUCAGGGUGUCAUUUCUCAGGCAGAAAUGUAGAUACAAAUAAUGUAAUCCUGUUCCCCAAACAAGUGCAAGAACCACAGAGUCAAGAAUAGGUUAAAUAUACAAAUAAUAAAAAUCAAUUAAAAACAAUAGCACAUCAACAUAAAAACAUAUAAACAUAAAUCUGAAAGCGUUGCUCAAACUCCCGUAACAGUCCCGUUAUUUUAUCUUUGAACGGCUUCAUGUCUGCCACAUGUUGGGUCGCGCACACAUUUUUCAGACAGGGGAAGUGAGCUGCAUCACCACCGGCAAGUUGCGUCUCCCACAAUGACAGCUUCAACUUAAAAGAACGUAUGCUGUCAUAAUACUGCGUGACAACUUUGUUGCGCCCUUGCAGCUGUUUGUUCAAGUUAUUCAGGUGCUCUGUAACAUCCACCAUAAAUGCAAGGUCCUGCAUCCAUUCUGCGGAAUGAAAUUCUAACACUGGUUUGCCCUUUUCUUCCAUGAACUGUUCAAUUUCUUCUCGUAAAUCAAAGAAACGCCUCAGCACAGCACCUCGGCUUAACCAUCUUACCUCAGUGUGGUAUGGCAGGCCAUAGAUGUGGUCUUUCUCUCUGAGAAGGCUGUCAAACUGACGGUGAUUCAGGCUUCUGGAUCGGAUGAAAUUAACAGUUUGGAUGACCACCUUCAUGACGUUAUCCAUCUUUAAUGACUUGCAACACAAAGCCUCCUGGUGCAAAAUACAGUGAAAAGUCAAAAAAUCACGUCCUCCAUUUGCAGAUUGCACUUUCUCUCUGAACUUUGUCACAACGCCUGCUUUUUUCCCGAUCAUUGAGGGCGCACCAUCUGUAGCCAGGCUGACAGCGUGGGACCAGUCCACUCCGACCCUGUCCAGCGCGCCGACGAGUGCGGUAAAAAUAUCAGCUGCUGUCGUUGUAUCUGUCAUCGGCACCAACUCCACGAACUCCUCGGUGACGGUCAAUGUGUCAUCAACUCCGCGGAUGAAAAUGGCCAGUUGUGCAACAUCUGUAAUGUCCGUGCUUUCAUCAAUUGCAACCGAAAACGCAAUAAAUGACUUUACUUUUUGCUUCAACUGGCUGUCCAAAUCCACUGAAAGAUCGGAAAUCCUGUCUGCAACUGUGUUUCUUGUCAGGCUGAUAUUUGCAAAAGCCUGCCGCUUUUCAGGGCACACAAUCUCCGCUGCCUUCAUCAUGCAUGUUUUUACAAAUUCACCCUCACUAAAUGGUUUUGAAGCCACUGCGAUUUCAUUAGCAAUGAGGUAGCUAGCUUUCACUGCAGCGUCACUGAUGUCUCGGCUGUGAGUAAACACAGACUGCUGUUUCUUCAGACCCGCCAACAGUUCAUUCACCUUCUCUCAUCUCCGCUGUCCUUGAAAGUUGUCAUAUUUGUCGGCAUAAAGACUCACAUAGUGGCGACGAAGGUUAUAUUCUUUCAGCACUGCAACAUGCUCUGAACACACCAAACAUACAGCUUUCCCAUUCAAUUCCGUGAAUAAAUAGAAGGAUGACAAUUUUUCUUGGAACACUCUGCACUCUGCGUCCACUUUUCUCUUUUUUGACAGAGACAUAUUGGGGCAAUGAGGGUGCCAAAGCACAUAAUGUUAAAAGUAGAAGCCGUAAUAAAUAUCGCGGGCAAAACAAAGUAGCUCAUUGGCUGCACGUGCUUGACCUACUUGCUCUGCCCCGGUAUAAACAGUUUGCUUGCUUAACACAAUUGCUAUUGCGCCAUCCAGUGGACGCAAUUGGAACAGCAGUUUAUUUUAUUGAAAAAUUGCAGCGCAUUUUUAUACUUGACAAAAUUAUUAUUAAUGUUUUUUUUUUUUUUUUUUUUUUUGUAUCAUCUCGCGGGCCGGAUUAAACCCGUUUGCGGGCCUGAUCCGGCCCGUGGGCCGGACGUUUGACACCCCUGCUCUAGAACAUUCCAUGUUUGAACUUAACUGGAGUUUUGUUCAAAGACGAUAAAUAUGAAGUUACUAAGACCUGACUUCCUUCAAACAUAUUUUGAACAGCAUUUGAAUUGGAUCAAAGGUAGUUAAUGUUAUAAACUCCUCUUUAAGGGCCCAAUUCAAUCAGAUUCACAUAGGUGAUGUUUUGACUUGUCGGAGGUGAAACUGCAUUAGAGCUGUCAAAUCCACAAGCACCUCCCAGCAUUAUACCUAAAGCGGACAUUGCCCUUGGCUGCACGGAGUCACAUUAAGAGAAAUCCCAUGCAGCCUUGUUUGCAAGUUCGAACACUGGAAUGUGAGAUGUAAUCUACAUUAUUUUGCUUUGAGUCCUUUACCAGUAUAAUGGCAUGAGCUAUGUUAUUAGGCCUGCAUCACUAUACAAUGUAAUCAAAAUAGAUAAUUUAUUAUUUUAUCUUACAUUGUGUCUUUUCCAGGGACAAUUAUGAAAACGAGGAUCUUCUGCACGACAACUCUGCCACUUUGAUGUUACCACUGAGAUAUGGAGUAGAUGUCAACAUCCAUGGGUAAGACAUUGAUUUACAGCAGGGGUAGGCAACUAGAUUCAGCCGCGGGCUGAUUUUUGUUGGGGUGGUUUGUACACCUGACCACAACUAAGCCCAAAAAGAGAUUGUAUUUGAAAAUAACAAUCAUUUCAUUACUUCAUUGCAUUGAUACACGAUCAAAUAUCUUUUUUAAAUUCAUGGGAAUACUUAGGAACAGAUUUCCUAAAUUAUUUAUUUUUUUGCUGAAUUCCUGGGGAUUUUACAGUCUUUUUGACCAAAAACUAUUUUUACUAAAAACUUUGGGGGACCAAAACAGACCACCCGAGGGACGGUUUUGGCUCGCGGGCCGCCUGUUGUCGACCCCUGAUUUUACAGUAACAAAGACAGUUCCUUGCUCUUCAUUGGCAGUAUAUAAAAACACAUAUUAUUGUAAUUCAUAAGAUAAUCACUGCUCUCCUUUGCAGGUUUAUGACUCCAACAUCCUUUGUAUUUGGUGACCAGGAGCCUAUUCCAGUUGAUUGCUACACAGAGGCAUUCAAUUACACUUACAAGGUAUGUACAGUACACACUUAUGAGAGACUGAUAGACUCACUAGAGCUUAGUUGGAGAUUUUGAAUGAAUUAAUGAGUUUAUACUGACCUAAUACCUGUGUACUUUCCUCCACUUGACAGGUUGUCAAUAUUGGUCCAAGCAAAUCUCUCAACACGAUAGUGGAGAUUGAUAUUCCCAAGAUCCUAUCGCCAUAUCCAUACAGAUUACUCCACAUCACAGACUUCCAGGUAUGUUUGGGAAUAUUCAUAACUUGUCACAUGGAUGUCUAUUUAUAAACGUUUAACUAGAUUAUAGUUAUAUUAUUAUAUUUUUCUGUUAUUCAACUUUUCUAUUCUACUUAAUACAGUAUGAGCAUGUUUGCAUUGUGAUAUAAGCAUACAUUAAUUAAUGUUUAACUUUAUUUUCCAUCUGUCAGACGUCUCUUGGAGAAUGCUCCAUUAAAAACGGCUCCAUUGCAGUGGAGGAUGACUGUGAGGUGCCACAGUCCUCUUUCAUCAAAGAACUGGUCUUCUUCUUCUCCAAAACCAGCAAACGCAAAAUGGUAAAUACCACCCCCUACAUACUCCUCCCAUCUGAUAUAUAGUUAUCUAUACCACUCAUUUUGUUGAGGAAGUGGCAUUCCAAUUGAGUGUCCUUUGUCCUUAUUUCAGCAUUACCAUUGAAUUGCUGAUUGUUGUAUGUUUGUAUAUUUCCUGUCCUUUUUUAUUGUGAGAGCUUAGAUGAGGAAGAUUUCCAAUGUAUCCAUUACACAUAAAAUAAAAUAUAACCUUGAAUUUGAACCUUUCUCUCCAGUUCUGUGCCCAUGGUGACGGCCUGUGCCUGACUCUCGAGUGUAGACUAGGAGACAUGGAUAUCGGGAAAGAAGCCUCCAUUCACAUGGAAGUGAAGCUGAACCCUACCGUUCUACAGCUCUCACCUGUAAACACUUCACUUCUGCUACACGUACACUUGUAAAUCUCAUAAAUGUACCUGUGUGUGUACGGGAUGGUCUGAGUGUCCCCCCCCCCCCCCCCCCCCCCCCUUUCUUGUCAUUCUAUUUCUAUUGUCUACUCAAGUUGAUUUCCCUCCCCUCUCUUCUCAGGGUCGUCAUGGAGUGAUGCUGAUGGAGAGUACUGGCAUCAUCACAUCACCAAGGGAGGACCCUCAAACCAUCCUCCUACAGCAGAUCCCUAUCGCUCAGGUAAGUAAAAGUGAAUCUUAUACAGUAGUCUUAUGGAGAAUACACUCAUUACGAUUUAUAUACUAUGUCCCUUUUCCACAAUUGAGGUCACUCAAGUCCAUGUCCUGGUAGAGUGAGGAGGUGUCAGGAAAGCUCUGUAACCUCCAGUACCUCUGUUGAGUUUCAAACUGUAUAAACUCUGGUAUCCAUAGGACAGUGCCGGUAAUGACAGCCCUAUGUAAAAUACCUGCUAUGCUGUGUCAGGUCAUAGAGAUAUUAUAUCAGUUCUAUAAUAUAGUUUUAUUUAAUUCUGUGUCUCAGGUUGUGUUGGAGGCCCACUUCAGCCAGAAGCCUCAGGCAGCAGUGGAGGUGUUUAUCAUUGUAGUGAGUCUACUGGUGGGACUCCUGAUCCUGACCCUGCUCAUCUUCGCCCUCUGGGAGGUCAGUACUACUCCCUUAUAUCAUACACAAGACAGGAUGCAAACACACUACAAAGUGAAUCUGAGAGGUGAUUCGAAGGAGUCAGGCGCAGAAGGGUAAAUCACAGAAUACAGAGUUUAUUCCGUAGUACCAAGUUACGCUGGAUAGCGUCAAACAAUCCAGUGCACAAAACAGGCGCACUGGAACAAAACAGGCACACGGUGAAAAUAUCCCCGGCAAUACAAAAUACACAGAGCUCAACCAAGCUACUCUCUCCUCACAUUCAACAAUCACCUACAAGGACAAGGGGGGCAGAGGGAACACUUAUACUAAUGAGGGGAUACAAACCAGGUGUGUGUAAUAGACAAGACAAAACAAAUGGAAUGAUGAGAUAUGGAGUGGCAGUGGCUAGAAGGCCAGUGACGACGAACGCCGAAGCCUGCCCGAACAAGGAGAGGAGGCAGCUUCGGAGGAAGUCAUGACAUGGAAACCAAUCACAGUCUUCUUCUCCUCCUUCUUCCUUUUCUUCAAAUACAUAAUUUGAAGUACUAGAUUUAUAGAUGGUAGCUGUAUAUCAAUGUAAAUACUGUAAUCUGAAACUGAACCCUGUUCUCCUUCCUUCUCAGGCUGGUUUCUUCAAAAGGCAGUUCAAGAAGGAGGAUGAGAUCAGUAAGGAUAGCUGGGACUAUGUACCCAAAAAUUUGACUAAGACUGAGAGUAGAUCCUAAGAGUGAGACCAAGACUGAGAGUGACUGUGUCCUAAUACAGAAUGGUGCUAUACUACAACAUGGACUAACUGCUGUGGAACAGCAUUUUACUAAGAGGCACAUUUUGACUGAAAUCAUCCAAACCCAAGGGAAAGAACUGAUGGACCAUUGAAAUUGUGGUGGCUCUUGACAAGGAAAGAAAGAACGUAAUUUCCCUAAAACAUGAGGAAAAGGCUGACCAUGUGUAAGUUUAAAAUGUGUUGUCAGCGGGACAAAUAUAUUACACUUUACCUCUGGGCUUGGUGGAGUGAGACUAUAAAACAUUGGAGUGUUUACAUGGAAUGUACGUUAGAACAUGUUAUGUACAUUAGAACACAGAAUGUGUACAUUAGAACAUGGAAUGUGUACAUUAGAACAUGGAAUGUGUACAUUAGAACCUGUUUUCAUUUCCUACCAAGAUCUCAGGACAUGAAGACGGAACAUUCCAUGGUCUUGUUCAAUAGGCACAAACCGAAACAAGGAGGUACUAUCUGUACCUGUCCAUUAAUUGAGGCCCGCUCAUUUUCCGUUGCAAAACAUUUU
Molecule: messenger RNA, 29393 nt
Organism: Coregonus sp. 'balchen'
Lineage: Eukaryota; Metazoa; Chordata; Actinopteri; Salmoniformes; Salmonidae
Source: the annotation of a GenBank genome assembly